AUGAUUCGGACAGUUGUUGGCCAUCCCCACAUCAUUACCGAGAAUUUCGAAGAUAUCUCGACUUACUUCGGCUUGAUUAAAUGCACGGUGCUUCCACCUCGAGGUCUCUUCCACCCUGUCCUGCCCUAUCGUAGACAAGGCAAAUUGAUGUUCCCUCUAUGCAAGUCCUGCGCUGAUGCGUGUGAUCAGACCCCAUGUACCCAUUCCGAUCACGAAAGAGCCAUCCAAGGAACAUGGUGCAGCGUAGAGUUAGAGAAAGCCCUGGAGAAAGGUUACCGAAUUCUACAAAUGCACGAAGUAUGGCAUUUUCCCCAAUCCUCCGACGGAUUAUUCAAAGAGUAUGUGGACACCUUCCUCAAGAUCAAGCAGGAGUCGAGUGGUUACUCAAAGAAUUGUACCACGAAAGAACAGAGACAACAGUACGUAGACGAAUACCUUGCAGUUGAAGGAAUACGGUUGGACCGAAGCAAAAUCGAGCACAAUCCAGGUAUGCGUGCGUUAUCCAAGCUGAUGCUAAACUCGUUUUGGGGUAUGUAUUUUAAACAGCGCAAAGUUUUUAGGUGGCAUCCGAGGACGUGCAACGUUAUCGCUACAAAUACUGAUAAAUUUUUUUUUCCAUAGGUAAAUUUGCACAACGUCCCAAUAUGACCAAAGUGGAAUUGAUCAGCGACGUGCAAACGUUUCUCGACUAUCUGACCUCGGACGAGAUCAAUGUUCUCGAUGCAGAUCUCGUAAGCGAUGAAGUGAUUGAGAUCCACUAUGAAAACAACGAAAAUUUCGUAACGCCAAACUCCAAGACCAAUGUGGUCAUUGCCGCUUUUACCACCGCCUAUGCACGACUCAAGCUCUACGGAGUGCUGGACGAAUUGCGAGAAAGAGUGUUGUACUACGAUACGGACUCUGUGAUAUUUGUCAGCAAACCGGGGGGACAGGAACCCCCAAUAGGUCCUCAUCUCGGUCAACUCACGGAUGAAUUGAAAGAAGGACACAUUACAACCUUCAUUUCGGGCGGACCGAAGAAUUACUGCUAUCGGACCAGUUCCAACAAAGUGGAGACGAAAAUACGCAGUAUCACGUUGAAUUGCACCGCAAGGCAAAAAGUGAACUUUGACGUUAUACGCGAAUUAGUACAUUUGCACGCAGUAGGUAAAGUGAACAAUACGGUGACGGUUCAUAUCCCGUACAAGAUCACGAGAAACACAAAGACAAAAAGCAUUGAAACGAAACGUACGAAAAAGGACUACAUGAUAGUUUAUAAUAAACGUGUAAUUGUAGAUGAUUAUAAAACAUUACCCUAUGGGUAUUAACUUUGUAAAUAACAUAAACAGUUUGAAAUAAAUAUUUUUACAAGAUCGCUUGAUCUCAAAGUUAAUUUCUGAUGUUCAGUUUGUGAUAAUGAUCCAGAUUCACCCCCGUUUCUUCUUCCAGUGUCGCGACUUGCUUUUCAUUUUUCCUAGCCAUGUCCCACAUCAAAAUUUCCUUAGCGUUCAUGUGAUAAGUAAAGUUGUUCCCCUGGCGAGCCCGAGGUAGCGUCACACCCGUUAAUGUUUCCAAUAUGAUUUGCGUCAACAUGAUUGAGUGCAAUGUCGGAUUGUCAAUAAGCGUUGCGGGUAUCAUAUUCUUCUCUAUCAAAAGCCUCAUCAAAUCCAAAGUUGCCAAAUUUCCCUCUUGCGUUAAGCAUUUGUCGGAGACCCAGUGAGGUACGAUGUCUCUCCAAGCCAUGUUCGUUUGAUCUGAUCAAAAAUUUUAAAAGGUACUGGGUUUUUAUAGAUUUUGCUCACAUGACAAUUUGCAUUGUGUCCAACAAUGAUUGGACAGCGGCAUCGUGUUUUUAUAGGUUACAAUAACUCAAAGGUCUCGUGUUUCAACGCCCGUCUGUGGUCCACGCAAAAAACGGUUUCCAAUCGUUCGCCGUAUAUUUGAUCAAUUCGUGCACUUCCAUGUCCCUCGAACUUUUAGUAAAAGCUUCCAUGACCUUUGUUUCAGAAGCCUUUUCCAAAGCAUAGUCAAAGUACAAACAUAAUUGUACGUCCCUUUCCAUCGUAAGACAUUGAUGAUGCGUUUGGGACAGAUGCUCUGUCAUGCAUCCGUUACAAUUUUCAACAACAGGCUGAGAAAUGAUAGGAGUUAUUUCUUCAGCUGAAAUUUUCAAAAGUUGCUUUACGAUAAGCUUUUGGCGAUGAUGGAGAACUAAUUCCUUAUUAACAAUGUCGAUAGGCUCAGAACGAAGCAUGUUUGAUCUUCAUUUGACUGUUGACCGUUUCUUUUAAGUGCAAAACGUUUAAAGUCGCAUGUACCUAUAAAAAUCUUUUCAUAGUACAGCGUACGUCAUGGGACACACUGCCAGCAAAAAUCCGAAGAUUAACAAAGAUCAUAAUAAACAGAAAAUGUUUAGAAUCGGUAUAAGUGUUGGACGAAAUGAUCUCAAUGUUGAGGGACAUUUACAGGCGGGAUACAGCAGUAAAACGAUUAAAAACUACAAACCCGUUGAAAAUACUUUGACAAAGAACAAACCCCUUGAAAAUACGCUGCCAAAGGAUGAACCCAAUGAUGAACCCAAAACGUUGAAGAAUAAAGCGAAUCCUUCUUUUCACUUGUCAACAUGGACGAAUACCUAUCUAGCGUGUAUUACGAUCCAAAACGUCCUGGAGGAUUUGGCGGAGUGGAUCGUUUGUAUGGUGACGUCAAAAAGGAAGGAAAGUUUGCUAUAAGUCGUAAGAAACUUAAAGAAUGGCUGAUGAAACAAGAUGCGUAUACGUUGCAUAAACCCAUGCGUCGUCACUUCAAACGAAAUCGUGUCAUCGUAGGCGGUAUCGAUCAGCAAUGGCAAAUGGAUCUGACAGACAUGCAGUCCAUGCAAAAAUUUAACGGCGGGUAUCGUUACCUGCUCGUGUGCAUCGAUGUCUUUUCCAAAUAUGCAUGGGUAGUCCCGUUGAAAAACAAAACGGGUCCAAUACUGGUCGAAGCUUUCAAAGUCAUUUUGUCGUCUGGACGCAAGCCCGAAAAGAUCAUGACCGAUCAAGGAACAGAGUUUUUAAACAAACAUUUCCGAGCGUUGAUGAAAGAAGAAGACAUCGAACUGUACAACACGUACAACGAAACGAAAGCUUCUAUCGUGGAACGUCUGAUUCGUAGUCUGAAGACCAAAAUGUGGCGUUAUUUUACGGCCAAGAAAACCAUGAGAUACGUGGACAUGUUACCCGAUUUGGUUUAUUCUUACAAUCAUAGUGUUCACCGCAGCAUAAAAACAAAACCCGCGGAAGUAACUGCUGAAAACGAAAGUAAAGUAUGGCACACCCUGUAUGAUCAUGACGCCGUGAAAAAUGUAAAGUAUAAGUUUAAGUUUAAGAUUAAUGAUCAGGUUAGAAUUAGCAAGAUGAAACGAACGUUCGAAAAAGGGUACUUGCCAAAUUUCUCAAAAGAGAUCUUUAUUAUAAGGAAGCAAAUACCUCGUGAUCCUCCAGUGUACAAACUAAAGGAUCUGGACGGUGAAGAACUCAAAGGAACGUUCUACGAGAAAGAGCUGCAAAAGGUGAUCAAAGAAGAUGACGUGUACGAAAUUGAGAAAAUCUUGAAGAAACGUGGACGUGGCAAUAACGUACAUUAUCUUGUAAAAUGGUUAAGGUACCCAAAUAAAUUUAAUUCAUGGGUAUCCGCUCUGACAUAAAUAACAUUUAAACCGUUGAACGUGUUGUCUGUUUGUUAUUUUCAUUUGUAAUUCACAAAGAGCGGAACACAUUUUUACCUCACGCUUCCUAGCAAUGCAUUCUCGGAUAUCUCUCCCGAUAACAAGACGACAAGUUAUCGAGUCAAAUUACCUCAAGCUAUUAAUUUGAGUGGCGAAUGGAAAGUGGGUUUGUAUUCAAUAAACUGACCUCGGACAUGAUACACUCUUGGUAAUAAUUUUGAUACCCACAUUUAUUCGAUUAUGGCUUUUAUGAAACAAUGCCUGAUUUAAUACCCACAUUUAAUCGAUUAUCGCUUUUAUGAAACAACGCCUGAUUUGGUGAAAUCUGUUAAUAAAACUUUGGCAAAAGAUGUGAGCGAUAACAUUAAGUUGACAUUCAAUGUUCGUACAGAAAAAGUUACGGUCCAUUUAAAAAACAAACAUCAAUUGGUUGUGACUAACAAAAUGUCAAUCGUGUUGGGAUUUGGUGGAAAAGAAACGAAAAUAGUGAAAACGACAACAAGUCCUUACGCAGCUGACUUACAUGGUUUCAUGGCGAUCUAUGUAUAUUGCGAUAUUGUGCAACUUCAAAUUGUCGGAAAUGCCAGUGACAAAUUACUCAGAAGUAUUCCCGUCCAAGCAAAGUUGGGUGAUGUCAUUACUAAAACGUUCACGAACAUACAAUACGUUCCAGUUCAAACCAAAUCCUUUCAAGAUGUGGAAAUUGUUUUAAGGAACGACACAGGCGAUCCAGUGCCAUUUGAACGUGGGAAGGUGAUAGCGACACUACAUUUCAGACAGCGUAGUUAUUUCACUUGAAAAGAUGAAUAAUCCUUACGUACGCUAUUAUUUGGAUCACCAGCAAGGGCACGGGAUGCCUGUUUUCUCAGGUAGCCCUUGGCAAGCCGGAUAUGGCCACCAGAUGGGCGCUGGCCACCAGAUGGGCUUUGGAAUCGGGGGUCUGUUUCGCAGCGUGGCAAGAGCGGUGAUGCCCAUGGUGAAAAGCGGAGCAAAAGCUCUCGGUAACAUUGCCUUGAAAAGUGGCGCUGACUUUGUGGGUGAUGUUCUUUCCGGUAAAAACGUAAAAGAAGCAGCAAAAGCACGAACCGUGGAGGCUGCAAACGUUGCGAAAAGAAAAGCUAUAAAUAAACAGAAGAGUCAAACAGGAAGUGGAAAACGUACGAAGGGAACAACUAAAAAGAGAAAGGUAUCAACAUCUACAGCCAGAAGCAACAGACCAAGAAACGGAAAACAGCUCAAGACAUAUUCGAUUGAAGCAUGAAUUUCGUACAUUCUAAGUCGCAAGAAUGCACAAAAAGUGAACUCGAUCUAUUCUGUGCCUCCGACACAGACCAGUUUAGAAAAAGGACAUUGGAUAGAUCAUCAACCUGUUUCCAGUGUAGCUGAUGGAGGUUCCAUUACGUUCCUGUCUCCAGGCACUGAAGAUUACGUCGAUCUUGCUAAAACAAUCCUCGUGCUGAGAGCAAAAGUGACGAAAGCUAAUGGUGCAAAUCUCGACGCAGGCGAAAAGGUUAGGCAUUUUUAGCUCUUUAUAAUUAUUAUACGGAGCCCUUUUAUUUGUAAAUAUUAAGUUAUCAAAAUUUUCAAGAGUGUAAUAAAAAAUUGUUGUUGUUAAAGGUUGGCGUUGUGAACAAUUUCCUACACAGCAUGUUCAAACAAGUUGACGUCUUUCUGAACGAAAAGCAAGUCACUCAAGCUACUGGAACCUAUGCGUACCGUGCUUAUCUGGAAACCCUCUUGAAUUAUGGCCCCUCGGCAAAAGAUUCCCAGCUCACCGCAGCUCUGUUUUACAAGGACUCUGCGGGCACAAUGGACGUCGCAAAUCCUACCACAGCAGGUGACGCAGACAACUCGGGUCUUAGAGCAAGAUACGUCUUCAGGAAGACAAGUGGAAUUAUUGAAAUGGCUGGACCUAUAUUUAGCGAUGUAUUUACGACCGAGCGUCUCCUGCCGAGUUACGUAGAUCUGAAAGUUAUUUUGAAUCGAAGCAGCAACGAGUUCUGUCUGAUGGCCUCCGAGGACGAUGUUGAUUUCAGAGUGAAACUCACCGACGCCUAUCUCAAGAUACGUAAAGUGAAAGUCAGUCCGAGCAUUUCCGUGGCCCAUGAAAUUACGUUAAAAAAAGGACCGGCCAUCUACCCCAUUCGUCGCGUCGAAUGCAAGAGUUUCAUCGUUUCCGCAGGCAACCCCUCCCUGAGAAAAGACAACAUCUUCAAUGGACUUGUACCGAAAAUGUUUGUCUUCGGAUUGGUUGAGAGCGAAGCGUUUAAUAACGGUGCCUUCAAAAAGAAUCCAUACAACUUUCAACAUUUCGAAGUGUCCUCCAUUGGAAUAACCGUGAAUGGUGAAGAAAUGCCAUUUAAACCCUUGAAGCUUUCCUUUGGUGCAAAUCCUAGAUACAUCGAAGCAUUCAGCACGCUGUUCUCUGGUACGGGGAAAAUGUAUUACAACACUGGGAACGACAUAUCCCGAGAAGAAUUCCCUAAAGGUUACGCCGUUUACGCCUUUGAUUUAACACCUGAUAUGUGUGGUGCAUCUCCUCAUUUUAACGUCGUGCAAAAAGGAAACCUGGUCAUUGACAUCCAGUUCUCCAGAGCGCCGACAGUCGCAGUGAGUCUCGUGUGCUACGGAGGUUUCGAGAAUACCAUUCAUAUCGAUUCUGAGAGAAACGUUGUCUACGAUUAUUCCGGUUAG
Paramuricea clavata is the source of this 6382-nucleotide messenger RNA. The record is from the annotation of a GenBank genome assembly. NCBI's taxonomy places the organism in Eukaryota, Metazoa, Cnidaria, Anthozoa, Malacalcyonacea, Plexauridae.